Hansenula ciferrii is the source of this 1626-nucleotide messenger RNA. RefSeq names its product phosphatase PAP2 family protein (gene LCB3). The record is from RefSeq and is a predicted model, not a curated record. Gene Ontology annotation, cellular component: endoplasmic reticulum membrane. The transcript has a single exon. The coding region runs from base 1 to 1626 and encodes 541 amino acids. Lineage: Eukaryota; Fungi; Ascomycota; Saccharomycetes; Phaffomycetales; Wickerhamomycetaceae. Gene Ontology annotation, molecular function: sphingosine-1-phosphate phosphatase activity.
AUGAUCACAAGAACUAUGGAUCCCAUCCCUUUCCCAGACUCAAAUGAUACUGAUAGUGAUACUGAACAAUAUAACAACAAUGAUCAAACAUUAAAAUCAAGACCAAAUCAUCUUGGAAAAAAUUCAUCUACAUCAUCAAUAACAUCAAAUCAAUCAAAUCAAUCAUCAAUAACUCCCAUUUCUGAAAAACCUCAACCUAUCCCCCAUGAUAAAUUCUCUCAUUUAAACGAUUUCAAAUCAAAACAUGAAUAUUCAGAUUCCGGUAAUUAUCCAACAAUUCAUUAUAAAACAAAGAUAAAUCCAUAUAGAUUUAAAUUUAGACAAUUUUUAUUACCAUGGAUAAGAUCAGAAUCACCCAUUUUAUCCUCAAUACAAUCCAACAUUAGAACAAAUUUCUUAGAUUAUUUCUUUGCCUAUACGGCAAAUUUUGCAUCUCAUACAUUUUAUGUAUUAAUGUUACCAUUACCUAUUUGGUGUGGAUAUGGACGUGAAGCAAGAGAUUUAAUCUUUAUUAUAGGUUAUGGAAUUUAUUUCACUGGAUUCUUAAAAGAUUUUUGUUGUUUACCAAGACCAAGAUCUCCUCCAUUACAUAGAAUUACAUUAUCUGGGUAUACCGCUAAGGAAUAUGGAUUCCCUUCAUCUCAUAGUGCAAAUGCUACAGCGGUUUCAUUAUAUUUAUUAACCAAGAUUAUAAAUAAUUUUAAUGAAUUUAAUUCAAAAUGGACAUCAAUUUCUUUACUAAUUUCAUUAUUUAUUUAUUAUUUUUCUUUAAUCUUGGGAAGAAUUUAUUGUGGUAUGCAUGGUUUCAGUGAUCUUUUAGUUGGUUCAAUUAUUGGUACUACAGUUUUCCUCACAAGACAAUUAACAAGAGAUUGGUAUGAUUCAUUAAUCCUUCAAGAUUCAUGGUGGAUCCCUCUAGUAACAACUUUAAUAAAUUAUUCAUUAAUUUAUAUUCAUGUCACUCCAGUUGAUGAUUGUCCAUGUUUUGAUGAUUCUGUUGCAUUUAUUGGUGUUAUUAUCGGAUUAGAAUUUUCUCAUUGGAGUUUUAUUAAAAGUUCAUAUAGUUAUGGUGGUGUGGAAUAUGGUUUACAUUCAUUAGAUUUACCAUAUUCAUUAUCGGAAUUAGGUUUGUUGAAAACUAUUGGUCGAAUCUUUGUUGGUGUUAUAUUAGUUAUCAUUUGGAAAGAAAUUUCAAAACCUUUAUUAUUAUCAAUAUUAAAACCUUUUUAUAAUUUAAUCAUAUCGACAGAUAAAGAAAGUAUAACUUUUAAUAGAAUAAGAAGUGAUACCUUGGAGAAACGUGAAAAAUUUGAUGAUUUAUCAAAAGUUGUUAGAAAAUUAAGUCAUGGUGAAAAACCAAUAAAAAGAGAUACUGUGGGACCACAAUCAUCAAUUGAUUUAACAGAAUUAGAAGAAUUAAAAAAUCAUAAAGAUUAUUUUAAUGAAUUAGAUAAAUUACAAAAAUCAAAUAUCUUGUUUACAUGUGGUGCAUUCAAGAAAAGAUAUGACCUGGAAAUUUUGGUUAGAUUAAUUGUUUAUGCUGGAAUUCCAACUAUUGUUGUUAUUGGUUGUCCUCCUGUUUUUGCAAAAUUAGGGUUAUUUUAUAUACCCAAUGUUAUUGUAUGA